GGAGACUGCUAUAGAGCCAUGGUGAUUUUAUCGUCGCGGUAAAUUAGGAGAAGCAUCUACCUCAAAAUAAUUUAAAACCUCAGCUUCCUGAUGUGGAUGUGAUGUAUUGACUGAGGAGGCAGUGUCCGUGUCGGUCAUAUUUCACUGCAACACCUGGUUUAUUCCAGCCCUAUACAGCGCCUUCCCCCAAAUGACGAUGGCGGAUGACACGGAGGAUGUUGAGCUGGACUUUGCUGCUGACGAGCAGGAGAGGGCGCGGAGAAGCGCAGUCAUAAGACACCCCCUCGCCUCCUUUUUCCACCUGUUCUUCCGGGUGGGGGCCAUUGUCACCUAUUUGCUCUGUGACUGGAUCAGCGAGAACUUUGCAUCAUGUUUCGUGCUGAUCAUCACCCUGCUCUCUUUUGACUUCUGGUCCGUCAAGAAUGUGACUGGCCGGCUGUUGGUGGGGCUGCGCUGGUGGAAUCAGAUCGACGAGGAUGGAAAGAGCCUCUGGUUGUUUGAGGCCAAAAAAAGUUCCCGGGGCAAUAACAUUGGGACGGAGGCUGAGGCGAGGAUAUUUUGGCUGGGUCUCAUCAUCUGUCCUCUCAUAUGGAUGUUCUUCUUCUUCACCUCACUCUUCUCCCUGAAGAUUAAAUGGCUGUCACUUGUGGUAGCUAGUAUUUCCCUCCAAGUGGCUAAUCUCUAUGGUUACCUACGUUGCAAGACAGUGGGAGGGGAUGGCCUGAGUCCAGACACCCACUCUUUAACGGGACAGCACCUCCUGCAGCGUCCGGACAUCAUCUUUGGGAUACUAUGAAGAUUACCUCCUGUAGCUGUAAAGCCACUCUGCUGUGCUUGUGUGUGUUUAUGUGUCUGUGCCUUUGUGUGUGUGUGAGCGAGAGAGAGAAGGAGGGCGAUAGAUGAGAGCCGCCUCAACACCAAAGUUUCCACAAACUGCAUCUACUUGAAUGGCUGUGUGCCCUGUGCAUGCCUUUGCUGCUGACUGUUGACUUGACAUGUUGCCCAUUGAUCAGUCUGGCUAUUAUGUCAAUAAAA
Messenger RNA from Morone saxatilis (striped sea-bass), 1035 nucleotides. Its product is annotated as Golgi apparatus membrane protein TVP23 homolog A-like. Bases 191 to 796 code for a protein of 201 amino acids. The record is from RefSeq and is a predicted model, not a curated record. Gene Ontology annotation, biological process: vesicle-mediated transport; protein secretion. NCBI's taxonomy places the organism in Eukaryota, Metazoa, Chordata, Actinopteri, Moronidae. Gene Ontology annotation, cellular component: Golgi membrane. The transcript is spliced from 7 exons.